AUGACCGAUCGUGAACGACGCCGAAUAUCAGUAUUAAAUUCUGCGUUUAGUGAACUUCGUACAAGAAUACCAAAAUUUCCGUAUGAAAAACGUUUAUCAAAAAUCGAUACAUUACGUUUAGCUAUUGCUUACAUUGAUUUCUUACAAGGUUUAAUACAAUCAAAUUUAUCAGCAAAUGAUUAUAUAUUUCAGUGUACAAACGGUUUUGUUCAAUCAAAAUGGAUUAACUCAGAACUUGUUUUAAGACUAAGAUGGAUCGAUUGGCAAACAUUGCAGAUGAACCAAUAA
This is a messenger RNA of Didymodactylos carnosus, 288 nucleotides long. The record is from the annotation of a GenBank genome assembly. NCBI's taxonomy places the organism in Eukaryota, Metazoa, Rotifera, Eurotatoria, Philodinida, Philodinidae.